CGCAAUGCGUAUUUUGUGCUGAACGUGUUCAGUGUGCACAUAAAACCAUCGAUGUUCCGUGUGUGAAUGUUCAAUGCUUCCAUGCAAGGCGCGGGGGCGGCGGGACCGGUCGACGGUCGCACGCCCGACCCGCCGACCUUACGUACCGUUCACUGUACGCAACACAGUUCUUGUGGUUCUAAGUGCAUCUCCCAAUCAAGAAUGCAUGAGACAACUGUGGUGCUAAAAUAUUGGAACUUUCUGUAAGAUAGGAUACCUACAUGGCUACUGUGUGAGUUACCGGAUGAUGUAAGACAUGUUGGCGCACAUCGCUGGGGCCGGCAGAGCUCGGAGAAGGAAGCAGCGGCGUUACGUCUAGCAUGGCGGAAACCGCCUCUUUACCACAAAGUCCAGAAUAUAUUUGUAAACGAAGACGGUUAUCACGUUUGCUUGAUAAGCUGACUGUACAAAUACGAAACAAUAAUCACUAUCCACAAUCACAUUGGCUUAUGCUGGAUACUCCUUGUUUCGAGACGAAGACGUGUGAAGACGCACCUCUCGAUUUGUCUUUAAAAUCGGAGACACCAAAAGCUGCUCAAGAAAUAUCUCGGUACACAUGUGAUACUUGCGGUCAGACUUUCGCCGUACACGAUCGUCUGGCCAAACACGUUGCGUCUCGGCACAGGGACAGGGCAGUGGACGUCGUGCGUGCUUACGAGUGUGAGAUAUGUCGUCGACGUUUCGCUCGCUCCGACAUGCUGACGCGGCACGCACGUUUGCACAGUGGUGUUAAGCCGUACUCUUGCUCGGCUUGCGGACAAGUGUUUUCUCGCUCCGACCAUCUGGCGACUCAUCAACGGACACAUACAGGUGAGAAGCCAUAUCGAUGCCCGGCGUGCCCUUAUGCUGCGUGUCGCCGUGACAUGAUCACCAGGCACAUGAGAACGCACACGCGGCGACCGACUCCCACAGAGAUUUGAGACUCUUGCAAUCGAGAAUGAGGUGCGCUUCAGACUAUGAUUAAAAAUAAUCACUUUGUGGCAUUCUCAUUUUAGAUAUUAUUAUAACUGUGUUAUUCGUGUUUAAACUUUGAAUAGUAAGACAUACUCCUAAGUACCUACCUACUUGUUCCUUAGAAUAGAUAACUGUUUGCUGUUUGAAUAUUUUUAAGUCGUGUUUUCACUUAUUCAUUAAUGAUUAUUACUUAAUUGUAGUUAGGUAUAUUAUUAUUAAUUGUUUACUUUUUUAGUCAAGUAAGAACGCAGGGAAGGACCAUGCACCUUGCGACUAGGGUGGAUACAUUCCAUCAUCUGCAAAAUAGGUACUUCUAGGUACAACUCACUGACUAUUUCCGAAAACUCAGGAAUAAAGCUUACAAAAUUGAAAUUUCAAAGACGCUAGGGCGUCAGCUAAGAAAUGGUUUUGGGAAAAGCCACCCCUAAGAAAGUCGUCCCCUUAGUUUGAAGUUAGAAACAGGAAAAUCGGCAUUUACUUAAGUUAUUUAUUAGUUAGAAGUAAUAAAAACCUGUCUAUGCUGUUUUAGUUUGUUAAAAUAGGGGAUUAAUAUUUUGUUUGAGAAAAUUUUAUUUACCUAUUGCUAUUAAGUGGUAACUUGUUUAGAAGAUAGGUUAAUUUUAGGGCGCAGGACCUAGGUAUCAGCUAAGAAAGGAUUUUACAAAAAUCCACGCCCUAAUAAAAUAAUUUUAUGAACGUGACAUGAACCUUUUAGUGAUAGACCUUAUAAGUACUUACAGAGGGAAAAUGUUUUGACUGGGGUCUCUCCGUCACUUACUCCAUACAAUAGUAGUCCCAAUUUCAUUUGAAUAUUAAGCAACCAAAGUCCAUGAAAUCUUGCAGAAAUAUUCUA
Messenger RNA from Maniola jurtina (meadow brown), 1846 nucleotides. RefSeq names its product zinc finger protein 26 (gene klu). Gene Ontology annotation, biological process: regulation of transcription by RNA polymerase II. The transcript is spliced from 2 exons. The coding region runs from base 360 to 959 and encodes 199 amino acids. NCBI's taxonomy places the organism in Eukaryota, Metazoa, Arthropoda, Insecta, Lepidoptera, Nymphalidae. Gene Ontology annotation, molecular function: RNA polymerase II cis-regulatory region sequence-specific DNA binding; DNA-binding transcription factor activity. The record is from RefSeq and is a predicted model, not a curated record.